AUGCUUAAGUUAUUUUUUGAACUGAAGGAAGGAGUGAAAAUUUUUAUGGAUAUUAAAGGUGUUCCGAUUAUAGAACUGGAAGAUAAAAAGUUUCAAAGUGAUUUAGCAUUUUUAGUAGAUAUAACUAGUCAUUUAAAUAAUUUGAACUUGAAACUACAAAGCUCCAAUCAACUAAUAACUAGUUUACUUUUUCAUAUCAAAAGCCUUCAAUUGAUGCUUCAUUCAUUUGUCACACAAUUGAAAAGAAAGUGCUUCAAACAUUUUCCGAAAUUGAGCGAACAACAUCCCGAAUCAACAAAGGAAUAUUCUGACGAAUAUGAAAGUUUUUUGAAGAAAUUUGAAAUUAGAUUUGAAGAACUACAAGAUAAAAUCGAACUUCGUGUUUUGAAAACACCUUUUGAUAUGUGUCCUGAGGAGGAUCCGGAUUCCUAA
Molecule: messenger RNA, 432 nt
Organism: Octopus sinensis (East Asian common octopus)
Lineage: Eukaryota; Metazoa; Mollusca; Cephalopoda; Octopoda; Octopodidae
Product: general transcription factor II-I repeat domain-containing protein 2-like
Exons: 1
Coding region: 1-432 (143 amino acids)
Source: RefSeq, a predicted model, not a curated record